Messenger RNA from Schistocerca cancellata (South American locust), 1059 nucleotides. RefSeq lists its product as uncharacterized. Gene Ontology annotation, molecular function: DNA binding. The record is from RefSeq and is a predicted model, not a curated record. NCBI's taxonomy places the organism in Eukaryota, Metazoa, Arthropoda, Insecta, Orthoptera, Acrididae. Gene Ontology annotation, cellular component: nucleus. The coding region runs from base 1 to 1059 and encodes 352 amino acids. The transcript is spliced from 3 exons.
AUGGCAUCUUCAUAUAAGAAAAAAGGAAGGCCAUAUAGUAAAGAAGAUAUUUCUUCAGCCAUAAAAGAGGUGAAAGAUGGAGCUUCACUCAGGCAGGUAGCAUUGAAAUAUAAAAUGGAUAAAAUGUUUCUGCACAGAAGGGUACAUGGUACUCACUCAGGUGUUCAAGGUAGGAAAACAGACUUGACAGCAGAUCAAGAAACAACUUUAUCUAAUCACUUGAAGACACUUGCUAAAUGGGGAUUUCCAAUAACAAGAUCUGAACUGUUGCUGGUUGUUCAAGGAUUUGUGGGACAAAAUGGUUUGACCACUCGUUUUAAAGAUGGAAAACCUGGUUCAAAAUGGUUCAGACAUUUCUUAGUGAGUUGCUAUGAUCCUUUUAUUAUUUAUGAUUUCUAUGACAAAUUAGAAGCAAUAUUGGAAGAGCUGGACAUCAAAGAUAAACCAGCCAAUAUAUGGAAUUUGGAUGAGACAUUCUUUUCAGCUGAUCCUUCCAGGGUACAAGCUGUUGGAGGUAUUGGUCAGAAGUUUUCCUGGGAUAUUCAGGGUUCUGUAAAAGACAAUACAACAGUGCUUGCUUGUGUGUCAGCUGAAGGCAGGGCUCUUCCACCACUUAUCAUUUUUGAGGGGGUACACCUACGGAGCUCCUGGAAGGGAGCACGUGAUUUAUCUGGCACAUUUUAUUCAACUGCUGUUAAUGGUUUCAUGACGUCAUUGAGCUACUUCAGUCAUUUCCGUGACAUUGUGAAAGAGAGCCCUUUACUUCAAUUGUUGGAUAGUCACCUUAGUCAUUUAGAUCUCACAGUAAUUGAAAAAGCAAGGAAUAAGAGAAUUGCAGUCAUGAAGCUACCCCCACAUACAACUGACCAGCUGCAACCUUUAGACAAGUGUUGCUUCAAGCCUUUUAACCAUCGAAAUCAGAAUUUGUGGAUCUUGUGUGUAAACAGUGAAUCAUCAGCAAGUUUUGAAAAUUUACUCCUUCAGAGAAAAGUAAUAACUUCAGAAGAAUACAGCAAACUCAUUGCUGAAAAAGAAAAGCCUCCAAACAACAAAGGAUAA